AUGGAUAACAUUACUGAAAAGAUCGCAAGGGUAACCGACCUGAGCACAUACACUGACAUCACACCGGAGUAUCUCAAGAAGAUGUUUGAUGAGAUUGGUGGCAGUCCUGAGAAGCUCCGCACGGUCUUGAAUUUGUGGUUCAUCCCGGACUUUAAGCCAAUCUUUAUCGAGCCACAGAACAAUGUUUCCAGCGGGCUUCACGACCUCAGCUUCGUUGAUUGUCCAGAAGUAGACCAGGCACCAUGGCCACUACGUCUGAUAGACUUGGAAACAGGAAACAUGGUCGAUGUCUGGAACACUAGCCCUUUGGAUGCCUAUUGCAUGUUAUCGCAUCGAUGGAAGGGUGAUGAGAUCACCUUGGCUCACAUCAAACGAGCAAGAAAGAUGAAUCUUGAACGCAUAAGAAACGGCUGUCGGGAUGCUGCGGACAGCGACAUCAGCAUUGUCCUCGAACAGUCCAAGCUUGACAUCCUUGAGCAAGAAACGACAAUUUUGUCUCUACUGGGCGAUAAUCCCGGAGGUCAGACUAUCAGUGACUUGCUUAGUAUGGUGAUUAAUGCUGGCGACGCUAAAGCGCAGUUCAACUCGGCCCGACAGAAUCUAGACAGAAAGAAAUCAACUGUCGAGCGCUGUAGGAUGGAAAAGGACAUGUUCGAUCAUCUUGCCAAGCGCAUCCAGCAGAAUAUCGGCGACGGUGUGGAAGAGGUCAACGAAUCUAGCCUUGCCUGGUCUCCAGUCAUUGAAGAAGCGGAACAUGAGUACGCAGAUGCACAACACAAAUUCGACGCUGCAUUCAAGAACCACAGCAAAACAAACAACGAAACAGUGUACUUGCGUGGCGAUCGUCGACUCAGCGAUGCUACCGAAGAGAUGAUACACCUCAUUCAGCUAUGGAAGUCAGCUGUGAAACUCGACAAAUCAAUUAAUGAGGCUCGUGAAAUCUUCGGUACAAAGCUGUACCCCAAGAGAGGGGCUUCUUACAUCUGGUCCGACACUUGCUGUAUUGACAAAUUCAACUACGGGGAGUUGUCUCAGUCACUCUCACUCAUGGGCGAUUGGUACGCGAAUGCAGAGUUUUGCAUUGUGCAUCUUGAUACGGACUCACGAGUUGAUGAUGCAAUCCGUGAUUGGAAACUUUUCAAAGGCGAAGUGGACGUGGAACAACGAGGCAUUGCCAGCUUCCGGGCUAUCCAAGACAAUAGCCCUGAGUGGGCGAGCCGUGCAUGGACACUGCAAGAGCUAGUCAUGAGCAAGAUGGCCUUCUUUACCAAUUGUGAGUGGAAGUCGUUAAGUCGACCAGUGGAGAGCCUCGGAUACGUAUACCCACUGAUUCCCUUCAUCGACAUCUAUACUGCUGGUGACAUAGCCAACACGUUCUCUGAAUGCUCGACUGCUGAGGUUAGGGCAAACCUGAAAAAGGCCAUCGUGGACUCUGACGCCCUUGAAUCACUUCUCGACAAGAGUCCUGUUAUCGUUGCCGACGACUGCCAGGAUCAGAAUGCUUCGGCAAAUGUUGAAGGAGCAUUGCGUCUCGUAUUCAUUCUCCAAGCUCUCGGCUUUGUGUUUCCCACCGAGAUGACAACCGAAACAGCUAUCCCUGAGAUGAGUCGCUCCGUUUAUCUUGCAGCUUGGAAUCUUGUGAAGAAUGGACACGAUGAAUCGAACACACGUGGAAGAGAGGUUUUGCGAGAGCUAAAGGUCCACAUAGACCCUGAUAUUCAAUCAUUAGCCCUGACUGAAGAGGUGGAAGCCCAACAAAUCUUGAAUCUUCUGCUGUUUUGGCUUGUUGAAGCAACAAAAGAUCUUGUUGUCUCUGAUCGAAAGUCGAUCGCAAAGUUCAGCCAAGUGCAACAGCUUGAGUCUUGGGAGCAAGGAAUCGCCCGUAGUGGGUUCUCAGCUGCGCAAGUACUGCAACUGUCCUGUCAACGAAAAGCAACAGUAUCUGUUGAUCACGUCUAUUCUCUCAUGGGAAUACUUGGAGUCCGUUUCCAAUCAUUUCACGCCGAAGGCUAUGCCAAAGCCUUGUCACGACUUCUAGAUGAGGUUGUGGUCAGUCAUAAUGACGUCUCUGUCUUCAACUGGUCGGGUGUUGGCAUGGGAAGUCCCGUUCGGGGCCGUUCGAUGUAUCCUGCUUUCCACGAGGCGUAUGGAAACGAGAAGGACCACGCUCAACGCUACAACAUGAUGAUCUCGUCAGAUGUACAGACGAAACGCAAAGAAGUCAUGACAGCCUAUAACGGUGUUAUAAAUUUACUUCGAGAUACCAUAGACUUCAUAAAGUCCAAAGGUCGCGAAGGCCUUCCAUUGGAAUGGAUACAGGAAAUAUGCGCAUUCAUUCGCAAUUCUACCUUUGAGGUACUUCGGCCGGAGUUGAACAACGUUGGUAAGAUCCUCCAUUAUAUCCAGGUGUACUGUACCAGGUCAGCUACAGUACAGGGAACACUGGAAAUGGAAGGGUCCAUCAAGCCAAGCCCUCCACUAGCUUCCGAUCAGAAAGGUACUUUUGGGCGCAGUUUCAUGAAACCAUCGCUUCCGACAAUGAAGCUUGAGCCUAGUCUCAAAACCCCAAAACUACCUAGCUUUGGGUUCGGCGGUAUCAGUAAGCCCUCGUUCACGAGACAUCAUUCGGAACCGGUGGAGAAGGAUGUUCGCCAAGACAUCGCGUCCCCGGAGACACAGAAGCCUACCACCGCUGAAGGUCCUGAAUGGCUGUCGAUGGAUACUCAAGUGAAGGGGUACCUAAAGAGUCUUUCAUCCCCAGUUAGAGACACCGGAACGCAGUGCUGUCUACCGAACCAAAUCCAGGAGCUCGAUUUCAAGGCCAUUGAGCCAGAGGGUGUAAUAGAAAGUCAGGGUACAAGAGCCAACGGUCUUCAUGUUGACGACGAUCUGAGUUGUCCCAACCCUAUCAUUAUCAAUAGCUCUGGGAUUGAAGGUAUCUUCGACAUACAACGCAUUGUAGUCACCAUGAUUGACAGGGAAAAGCUGUCGAGACAGGUGGCGCGAGCAACUAGCCCGAAGCAGAAAGUCUCAGGAUGGUGCAUCAUCAGUACGGGAUUCGCUAGCGUAGUUGUCAACUUCGCUUGCCAUCAACACAUUCUCAAGAAACAGCUUGACAUUGAGGAAGCGGUCCAAGAUAAGGUAAUCAAGGAAGAUCGAGCCAGUAAGCUUCAUAGCAAUUUGGAGAUCAACGUGGCAGCAAAGUCGAAAGCGAAGAAUGGUUCUUCAACACAAGAUGAUCGGCCUAUUGAGACACCCAAAGAGAACGAAAAGGACGUCGCCACCAGUUGGAAGGCUACUGAGGAGGAGCAAGCCAUUGUACGCAUCAUCGAUUUCAUUCAGGAACCCAAACUCCAGCUUGUUGCCGGUGAAUGGGUCCUUGCACGCUUCUCUGGCGCGCAAGGGGCCAAAUGGUUUUUGUGCCACCUCGAACUUGGCUCAACCCAUUCAUUCUAUGGCCAUCGUAUCGCAGCGAGCGAAAUUGACUUUACCAACUCGGCCAUUGAACCUGGACUUAUGAAUGCCUGGAAGACCUACAUGAGUCGAAAGAAAAGAAAGAUGUGCAACGUCUUGGACAAGUAUCUGAGCAGUUUGGCAAGUGCCACCAAAGGUCAAGAAAGGCUGAACAAGAGUUCGAAAAUUGCGAAUGAGAACUAUGCAAGACUUUGGGAUGUGGGAAAUCAAGGUCUCGACAGGGUUAUGAGUAUGGGAUCUGUUUCCACAACUCCCUCUUCAAAGCUGCCGCUUCACGAAAACGGCACCAAGGAUACCCACGUCGAGGAGGGUCUGGAUUCCGAAGACGAGAAGGAAAAUGGAACAGGGCUGUUUGAGGAUCUUUUCGAUCAGGGCAAAGAAGCAGCCACUGCUUUGGGUGAGUACACCGUUCUCGCCGCAUAUGAGAGGAUUUGUGAGAUGCAGGCCAAACAUCUGGAUAAGCACCUGUCGACAUCAGUUUUGAAACGGACUCCCAAGAGUCUUCAGACAGCGGUUGAAAGUGUCGAUGAGAACAAGGGUUUCCUUCCAGCCAUGUUCCACUCCUCUAGACGGGUGCACAUGUUUUAA
Messenger RNA from Fusarium pseudograminearum CS3096, 4062 nucleotides. RefSeq lists its product as uncharacterized. NCBI's taxonomy places the organism in Eukaryota, Fungi, Ascomycota, Sordariomycetes, Hypocreales, Nectriaceae. The transcript has a single exon. Bases 1 to 4062 code for a protein of 1353 amino acids. The record is from RefSeq and is a predicted model, not a curated record.